Punctularia strigosozonata HHB-11173 SS5 is the source of this 2535-nucleotide messenger RNA. RefSeq lists its product as uncharacterized. The transcript has 4 exons. Gene Ontology annotation, molecular function: metal ion binding. Bases 1 to 2535 code for a protein of 844 amino acids. NCBI's taxonomy places the organism in Eukaryota, Fungi, Basidiomycota, Agaricomycetes, Corticiales, Punctulariaceae. The record is from RefSeq and is a predicted model, not a curated record.
AUGGUGGACUCGCCCUCUCACGUUCCAUAUCAACCGUAUAAGCCCAAACGGCACUCCCGCAACCUCUCCAACCAAUUCCUCGUCCCAGUUCCGGGCGCUAACGCGGUCGUCGAUGGAGGCGGCUCGCCUCCACCCGCCUCGCGCCCCAACGGGCCAGCGGGCAUCGUGAGCGCCCCCGUAGUGCCUCAACUCCCACAGCUGCAUCUCGACGCGGAGAAGGUGCUGCACCCGAUCUCGUCUCUCUUCUCUUCGCUGUCCGGCAGCACCGGCACCAGCCCGCGUCCCGCGAGCGUGUUCGACGCCUUCCGCCCCCGGCACUCGCCCGCGCCCAGUAUCAGCAUCUCGGAGACCACGCCCAGUUUGCCUACGUCACCCGUGCGGGCCACGCAUCAUCAUCAUAAGGAAGAGGCUAUCCCCGUUACUGCCGCUGCGACGACGACGAUAGAGUCCGAGAAAGCUAGGACGAGCGACGAGAUAAGGCCCACGCCGGUGGUGGCCGAAAUAGUCACCAUCAAACCGCCUACGCCCGAAGACGAGACCCAGCAGCCUCAGCUUCCUCUGACACCACCGCCAGAGGCCGAUCCUAAGGCCCUCCCGCCUCCACCGCAGUCGCCCGAGUCAGCACCCGAGGAGCCAUCGCCCUCUCUCCCGUCGCCUGCCCCCUCCGUACCGGACAAACCUCCCCCUUCGCCUACCUCGUCCCAGAAAGCAACAGACAAGCAGGCUCUCCCGCAUGCGCUUUCCGAGGCCUCGGCCCCUGCCUCGCCCUCCCGCCGCACCUCUACUUUCCGCCGGCUUGCUCCCACCCCCUCCGGCCGCUCUCCGCUACCGUCGUCUCCGCUACGCCCGGCAUCCACUCUACCCUCAUCCACCCUUCAUCCCCCAACUUUAGGCUCGCACGCACGCGUCGCCUCCGCGUCUUCUCUCCGCCACUUCGACCAGCCUCUCAGGCCGGCCCAACCCCGAAGCCGCCUCACCUCGUCCUCCAGCGUUGCCUCCUCUCUCGCACCUUCACCUUCAGCCACCCUCACCUCCCCUGCUGGUCCUUCUACCGCGCCGACUCCGCGCAGCCGCCCGCAAUCGGCCGAGAUCCACGCCCCGCCCCCGCGCACCGUCUCGCUGCACCCCUCUGCAUCCACCUCCGCCUCGCCUUCCUCCGCGUCUCCGUCGACUCUUUCUCCCUCGCCCUCGCCCGCUCCUUUACCGGCUUCCCGCCCGGCACAGGCCCCGUACCGGCCCGGCUUCCAGCCCAAGGGCGUCUACCGCCCGCUCACCGACGAGUUCUUAGAGGCCCGCAAACGCGCACGCGACGCCGGCCGGAUCGAACGCACCCGGCUCGAACGCCGCCUCGAAAAGCUCAUCGCUCUACACUUCCCCCCAUCCUCCUCGACCGCCUCCUCCUCCUCGCCUUCCAACAAAACCAGCGCCCUCCACCCGCACGGAAAAGACCGCCCGACCGCGCAAACCCGCCGCGCCUCGAGCUUCUUCGACGUCGACCUCUCGGACCUCCGCGGGCUCGUCCAAACCGACAAGGCGCGCGCGCGGGAUCACGUGCGCGCGGCCGAGCAGCGCAUCGCGCCGUGGGAACCCGACGCGUCGGCCGCGGCGUGCCCGCUCUGCGCCGCGCCCUUCCACCCGCUGUCGAACCGGCGGCACCACUGCCGCCUCUGCGGGCGCGUCGUGUGCGCGCUGCCCCCCCGCGCGCCGCAGCGGCCCGUGGCGUGCAGCUCGCUCUUCGUCGUCUCGGAUCAGAGCGGUGCUGGAGGAGGAGGAGCUGGGGGCAGGAUAGAGGAAGUGGGCGAAGGCGUGGAUUAUGGCGUGCGGAGGCGGACGGUGGGAGUGGCAGCAGCGGGUGGGGCGGGAGGGAUGAGCGAGGAGGAAAAGUUCUUGAAGGGCGUUAGGGUGUGCAGGGAGUGUCGACCGGCGGUGUUGAGGCAGCAGUACCGGCAGGAAAUGCGGGAGGUGCCGCCGCUCGCACGACUGUACGACGCGUUCGUGGCGCUGGAGAAGGAGAUCGAGGAGGAUCUCCCCGUGUUCCAGGAGCUCGUGCUCGACCUCAGCCACAACGAUCAGCCGAGCAAAGAGGCGUCCGCGGCGCGCAAGCGCCUCCUCGACGCCUUUGCGCGCUACGACGCGCUCGCGAAACGUAUCCGCGCCCUCAGGCCUGCCCAGGGCGGCGCCGCGAGCGCGCAGGGGCGCAUGCAGGCCGCCAUCCUCGCGCGCGCGAACAUGUUUCUGCAGAAGCACAUGUUCCCUCUGCAGUCCCUGCCGAAAGCGCAGCAGAGACAAACGGCAUCGGGCGCUGCGUCCCCAUCCACGCCCGCCGUCGCCGUCGCCGUGCCAGGGCUCGACCCGGACUCAGAGCUCGCGCUCCGGCUGCAACCUCUGCUCGAGCAGGAAGCGCUCCUCGAGGGAUACGUCGAGGAGGCCAAGACGCAUCGCAAGUUCGAGGAUGCGAAGACGCUCAAGCGGAGCUUGGACGAGAUCAGGCUGGAGAUCGACCGCAUGCUGGCGGGGGCGACGACGGGGAAGUAA